GAUGGACAUGAGAAAUAAAGAACAACUGCUAUCAUGGGUGAAAGUGAUGAGAACGUGGAGCGAGGCAACUGGUCCUCGAAGGCUGACUACCUGCUCUCAAUGAUCGGCUGUGCUGUGGGUUUGGGCAAUGUUUGGAGAUUCCCUUACCUGGCUUACAGAAAUGGAGGAGGUGCCUUUCUUAUUCCUUACACACUCAUGAUGGUAUUUGUUGGGAUGCCAAUGUUCUUCUUGGAAUCUUCCUUUGGGCAGUUUGCCAGCCUUGGACCUGUUGCGAUAUGGAAAGCUGUGCCAAUUCUCCAAGGUCUGGGAAUCACUAUGGUCCUUCUCAUUGCUGUUAACACCAUUUCCUAUUGCUGCAUCAUUACCUACAGCCUGUUCUACCUGUUUGCCUCCCUCCAAUCCCCCUUGCCGUGGGCAGACUGCUUCAGCUGGUGGGGCGCUGAUGAAACCUGCAGCAGAACUCCCAGAGAUCCUCUUUGCAAUCUCACUAUGGAUGAUGGAUAUUUCAAAAUUGUUAAUGUGACAUGGUUGCUUGAAAACAAUAAGACUUGCUCAAAUGGAUCAGAAAGCCAUGUUCCUCCCCAGGGCCCAAGCCAGCAGUACUGGAACAAAGAAGUUUUACGCCGAUCAACUUCAAUUGAUGAGACAGGGGAGAUAGUCUGGCACUUAGCCCUCUGUCUGUUUCUGGCUUGGUUAAUUAUUGGUGCUUCAUUAUCUAAAGGAAUCAAAUCUUCAGGGAAGGUGGUUUAUUUUACUGCAUUACUUCCUUAUAUGAUUCUAACCAUACUUCUGAUUCGAGGACUGACCCUGGAAGGAGCCUAUAAAGGGAUUGAAUUCUAUCUUGGAAGCCAGUCAGACUUCUCAAAGUUGGCUAAUGCUGAGGUCUGGAAAGAUGCAGCAACUCAGAUUUUCUUUUCCUUCUCUGUGGGCUGGGGAAGUUUAAUAACCCUUUCAUCCUACAACAAGUUCCACAACAACUGUUACAGAGACACCAUCAUUAUCUGUGUUGUUAAUUGCGGUACAAGUGUGUUUGCUGGGUUUGCCAUCUUCUCCAUCCUUGGACACUUGGCUCACGUGCAAGAUAAACCUGUUUCAGAAGUUGCUCAGUCAGGUAUUGACUUGGCUUUCAUUGCCUACCCAGUGGCUCUUGGACAGCUGCCGUGGGCACCUCUAUGGUCUGUAUUGUUUUUCCUCAUGCUGGUCACCUUGGGACUUGACACUCAAUUUGCAAGUUUAGAAACAAUUAUAACAACAUUGAUGGACCAUUUCCCCAAGUUUCUGCAAUCAAGGCGGUUUUAUGCGACAUCUGCUGUUUGUUUAUUAGUUUACCUCGUUGGACUUGUAUGUGUGACCCAGGCUGGGAUUUACUGGAUAAAUUUAAUAGAUUAUUUCUGUACCGGAGGGAUCCUUAUAUUAUCGGCUCUAGUGGAACUCAUUGGAAUCAGCUGGAUCUAUGGUGCAGAGCAGUUCAUCAAGGAUAUUCAGAUGAUGAUUGGAAGGAAGAAUUAUAUCUUCUGGCUGUGGUGGAAAGUGUGUUGGCUCUUCAUUUCACCAAGCUUGCUGGCAGGCAUCUUAAUCUGGUCUCUGGCAACCUUAGCUCCACUGAAACAUGGAACUGUUGAAUACCCUGCCUGGGCAUCAGUACUUGUUUGGUGUAUGGUCACCCUUUCUGCGAUGUGGAUCCCCAUUGUUGCCAUUAAGGAAGUUGUCCAAGCUAAGGCCUCAUCCUUAUGGCAGAAAUUCUGCUCUGCUUGUGCACCAGCUCCUGACUGGGGUCCUUAUCUUGAGAAACACAGAGGGGGAAGAUACCAAAGGGCUUAUCCUACAAAAGCACCUAACCAUACUGAAUGUCUCACUGAAACUGGGGUAUUCAUGAAGCUGGAAAAGGAGGACGAAGUCGAGGGCCGGUUUAUUGUCUGGCACGAGGGGGCGGGUGAUCCUGAGGCUACGUGCAGGGAGGUUCAGGCGAGGGACGGGGUGGAGCCUGUGUGGGGAAGGAAAGUGAGGAAGAAAUCGAAACAGAUGAAGUCAGCCCCCGAGACCGCAGAACUCAUGCCCAUUUGCCCUGAAGUGGAGCGGGAGGCUCAGGGAAGUGCACAGUUGGACGGGGUGAUGGAAGCGGAGAGUAAUGCUCCAUCGGUGAAUCCCGCACCUGUGUGCUCCUCCGGCUUGAAGAGGAGGAGGGAAUGUUCCCCCAAGAGGGAGGAAAAUGUAGAUGCGGGGGAAUCCCAGAAAGGGGUGGGAAUCUGGGUGGAAGUUGUGACUAACCCUGAAUCCCCAGAUGUAGCCACCAGUCCUGUGGUAGGUGGUGUGGUUGUGCAGGAAGCUAGUACUAGGCCUGUUUGCACAACUAAAACAGACCUGGAGCCCUCCACUCAGGACUUAGCAGUAAGUGGAGGCAAGUGUAUUAAACAGUAA
This is a messenger RNA of Hypanus sabinus (Atlantic stingray), 2418 nucleotides long. RefSeq names its product sodium- and chloride-dependent neutral and basic amino acid transporter B(0+)-like. Gene Ontology annotation, molecular function: L-proline transmembrane transporter activity. The record is from RefSeq and is a predicted model, not a curated record. The transcript has 16 exons. Bases 34 to 2418 code for a protein of 794 amino acids. Gene Ontology annotation, biological process: sodium ion transmembrane transport. NCBI's taxonomy places the organism in Eukaryota, Metazoa, Chordata, Chondrichthyes, Myliobatiformes, Dasyatidae. Gene Ontology annotation, cellular component: membrane.